This is a messenger RNA of Entelurus aequoreus (snake pipefish), 2656 nucleotides long. RefSeq names its product G protein-coupled receptor 101 (gene gpr101). NCBI's taxonomy places the organism in Eukaryota, Metazoa, Chordata, Actinopteri, Syngnathiformes, Syngnathidae. Gene Ontology annotation, molecular function: G protein-coupled receptor activity. Gene Ontology annotation, cellular component: membrane. Bases 158 to 1642 code for a protein of 494 amino acids. Gene Ontology annotation, biological process: G protein-coupled receptor signaling pathway. The record is from RefSeq and is a predicted model, not a curated record. The transcript is spliced from 2 exons.
UCAGCUGACAGUUUUUGAGUGCCAGUCAGGGUCCUCAGCUGACAGUUUUAGAGCACCAGUCAGGGUCCUCAGCUGACAGUUUUUGGGCGAUGGAAAAAAAGACAAUCGGAAGCGAAACAUCUCCCUGGUUCUUCACGAUGAACUGACGGUGCCGAGAAUGCCGACCUCCCGGGCCCCCAGCCCAGCCCCGAACGUAACCGACCCUCCCUGGGACUCGCGGUUCGACUUCGCCAGCCAGAGUCCGACGUGGACCAACAGCGUCCUGAAGAUGGCGCUCAUCUCCCUCAUCGUGUGCGUCUCCUUGUUCGGGAACGUGGUGGUCCUGCUGGUGUUCCAGCGCAAGCCCCAGCUGCUGCACGUGGCCAACCGCUUCGUCCUCAACCUCCUGCUGGCCGACCUCCUCCAGACCGUGUUGGUCAUGCCCUUCGCCAUCGCGGCCACCGUGCCCGGGGUGUGGCCCCUGGACGCCCGGCUGUGCCAAGCCUUGGUGGUGCUCAUGCAUCUCUUUGCGUUUGCCGGCGUCAACACCAUCAUGGUGGUUUCUGUGGACCGCUACUUGGCCAUCAUCCACCCUCUGUCCUACCCCACCCGCAUGACCCCUCACCUGGGCACCAACCUGAUCGCGUGCACCUGGCUGCUCAGCUUGCUGCAGAGCACGCCGCCGCUGUACGGCUGGGGCGCCAUCGACUUCAACCGGCACCACGAGAUGUGCUCGGUGGUGUGGUCCUACAGCUUGUCCUACUCCGUGGUGGUGGCCACCUUCUCCUUUUGGCUGCCGGUUCUGGUCAUGCUGGGCUGCUACUGGAUGGUGUUCCGAGCUGCCCGGCGGCAGAACGCGCUGGUCCACCCCGUACGGACGCGGUCCUACUCCCAGCCGUGCCCGCAGGACUUCCAGGGACCACAACCGCAGCAGGCCAGCACUCCGGACAAGCCCUAUUCGGCCGCUCGGGUGAGGCACCGCCGCUUCCGCUACCACUGCAAGGCGGCACGCGUGGUCUUCGUGAUCAUGGCCUCCUACAUCCUCAGCAUGGGGCCCUACAGCGUCCUCAACACCAUCUCCAUGAGCGCCAGAGCAGACGUGCCCCCGUGGUUGUCCUCCCUGGCCCUGGUGCUCUUCUUCCUGCAGUGCUGCCUGCACCCCUACAUCUACGGGUACAUGCACCGCAGCGUGAGGAAGGAGUUCCUGGCCUUCCUCUGCGGGAUGCUCUGCAAGCAGGGGCGCCCCGGCCAGAGCUCAGCCGCCGACACUUGCCUCACCGCCGCGGCCGGGGAAGGACGCCGCUCCGGGGCGCCGGCGCACCUGCCCGGCCUGGCCGCCAGGGUCUUCCCGCUGCAGACGUGGGAGGAGUGCACCACCUCCUCGUCCCCCACGUUCGAGAGGCGGUCCAGGGACAGCCGCAAGGACACCACCUCCACCAGCGUCAGCUCCGACAGGGAGCUCACGGUCCACGGGAAGCAGAGCCGUUGGUGCGAUCCAAGGUCCAGAAGGUUACAAAACCUGUUCCAAGAUCCGCCCAGUCAGGUCCUUGGCUCGACUUUAUCACGCAACUUUUGGUCCCGGGGACCAAACAGCCGAGCGACGCGCACCAAAGUAUGUUUACUUUCUGGACUAUACAGCAGUUCCUCAACUAGGAGCCUGUGACGGAGCUCUUAACUCAAAACACUUGUAUCUCAAAUCAACAUCUCUGCAUGAAAUUAAUUGAAAUCCAUUUAAUUGGUGCUUGACCCCCCCCCCCCAUGCCCCCUCUAAGAACACAGAACAUGCCUUUUUAGAAGAAAAAAGUGUAUUUUUAUUGAUUUGGGGCGGUAUAGCUCGGUUGGUAGAGCGGCCGUGCCAGCAACUUGAGGGUUCCAGGUUCGAUCCCUGCCAUCGUGUCCUUGGGCAAGACACUUGACCCACCUGCGCCCAGUGCCACCCACACUGCUUUAAAUGGAACUUACAUAUUAAAGUUAAAGUACCAAUGAUCCCCUUGUUCACCCCACCUGGGAGGUGAGGGGAGCAGUGGGCAGCAGCGAUGACCACGCCCGGGAGUCAUUCUUAGUGACUUAAUUGGCUUUGAGUCACUUCACUUCACAUUUAAGACGUGAACGUGCAACAUUGACCUUGGACGGUGGACUUCUAAGGCAUCUCCUUCCCGCCGUCAAACACAACAUUUAGCAGCUUCUCCAUAUUUUCAUGGAUAAAUGUCCGCCGUGAAGUUUGCAACUGAACUCUCCAGUCCCUUAACUCUCCCAAGUUGAGUUGCUGCUGUAUUGCCUUUACACUACGUCUAGAUGUACUCUAUAUGGAGGUCUAGGAUCCUAGUCACCAGCCUAGACUUUGUGUGUCCAUAGUGUGAGUGUGUGUACACUUUGUGUGUCCAUAGUGUGAGUGUGUGUACACUUUGUGUGUCCAUAGUGUGAGUGUGUUUAGACUACAUGGAAUUGGGCGAGCAACUGAAUAAUUCCCCUUAAUUGUUUUCUAAGAUGUGUUGUGAAAUAAUUCUUGGUGCCUCUCAACCUCGCUCUUAUUUUGAAAGUCAGAUAGAUGUAACUUACUUUGGGCCCCCGACCCUCACUUUGAACAACUGAAAGCAUUUCUUGGUCAGCUUUUCCCCUCAAAACAGCAGAUUGUAGCGUCUAAAGCCCAAAAGCAGUGAAGUUGUCACGUUGUGUA